Messenger RNA from Cuscuta europaea, 1792 nucleotides. NCBI's taxonomy places the organism in Eukaryota, Viridiplantae, Streptophyta, Magnoliopsida, Solanales, Convolvulaceae. The record is from the annotation of a GenBank genome assembly.
CGUCCAACCAACCAAAGGUCCAAUUUUAAUUAAAGGCUCGAGGAAGCCGAGGAGUCGGGAUCCAUCUACAUCUAUCAUCCACAAACGGUUGAACGCUCGGCCAAGUCGCCGAUUCUCUUCGCGGUUUCAUCCUCCGUCAGACGCCAACACGCAGCACAUCAGCAGCACCGCAGCACGCCUCUUCAGUCGUCAACUACUCACAUCACUCCCGUCGCUCAGUCGCCUGCUCUCAGCCACUCAACCUUCAGCGGCUCAGUCAAUCGUUGCUUCCCUCAAUUUUCACAUCCAACCAUUCAUAGUCCCGCUCAGUAGUAAGCAAUGGGUGCCGGAGGCAGGAUGGCAGUCUCCCAGGAGGGUAAGAAUCUCAAGUCUGAUGAUUCCGUUACGCGUGUUCCGUAUGCCAAACCACCUUUCACGGUCGGUGAGAUCAAGAAAGCCAUCCCACCCCAUUGUUUCAAACGCUCUGUUCUCCGCUCGUUCUCCUAUGUUGUGUAUGACCUCACGGUUGCCUUUCUCCUCUACUAUGUCGCAACACACUAUUUCCAUCUUCUCCCACAGCCUCUCUCAAACCUGGCCUGGCCGCUCUAUUGGAUCUGCCAAGGCUGUGUACUGACCGGAGUCUGGGUCAUCGCUCACGAAUGCGGCCACCAUGCGUUUAGUGACUACCAAUGGCUGGACGACACCGUUGGCCUUACCCUACAUUCCGCUCUUCUCGUUCCUUACUUCUCUUGGAAGUACAGUCACAGGCGUCACCAUUCCAACACCGGAUCCCUUGAACGCGACGAAGUUUUUGUGCCUAAACAGAAAUCUCAAAUAAAAUGGUACGCCAAAUAUCUGAACAACCCUCUGGGCAGAGCUUUCACGCUUAUUGCUCAGCUCACCCUUGGUUGGCCCCUAUACCUCAUGUUCAAUGUUUCAGGUAGACCCUAUCCACGUUUCGCGUGCCACUAUGACCCUUACAGCCCUAUAUAUUCAUCUCGGGAGCGGGCCCAGAUUUUCCUCUCGGAUCUCGGUGUCUUUGCUGUUACCUUUGGACUGUACCGCCUUGUGGCAGCUAAAGGGCUGUCUUGGGUUCUCUGUGUGUAUGGGUGCCCACUCAUGAUUGUGAAUGGGUUCCUUGUUUUGAUCACUUUCUUGCAGCAUACUCACCCGUCAUUGCCCCAUUAUGAUUCAUCCGAGUGGGAUUGGUUGCGAGGCGCCCUCUCCACCGUUGACAGGGAUUACAGCAUUCUCAACAAGGUGUUUCAUAACAUCACAGAUACUCAUGUGGCACACCAUCUAUUUUCCACCAUGCCGCACUACCAUGCCAUGGAGGCCACAAAAGCUAUCAAACCGAUAUUGGGUGAGUACUACCAGUUUGACAGCACACCAGUCUUCAAGGCAAUGUUCAGAGAAGUGAAAGAGUGCGUUUAUGUUGAGCCAGACGAUGAAGGUGACAAGAAGAAGGGAGUUUUCUGGUACAACAAUAAGCUUUAAUCAGUGUGUAUCCAAGCGAAGUAUCUCAUGUAAUGCUGCAGGUUGAUCAUGUACUUGAACUUAAUUGUGUUUGAAUAAAAACUUUGAAAGUGCUCCGUUCGAUAAUGAACAAUAGAACUUUAAUCUUACAAUGAACACAAUCUCUUCAGAACCUGGGCCUGUGGCCCCAUUCUGGUUUUGAACUGACUGUUUCUCAUUCUCUAAACGAGAUCACCUGUUAUUGAGAUUGGAACAUGCGGGUUUGGUUCAGGUUCAAAACUAGAAUCAGUCUGAUCUGGUUCCAUUUGGAAGAAUUAAAUCUGUUCUAGACUUCUAG